AUGGAAAGGUUGUGGAAUUUGACGAAGAAUAGUGGUUACAAGCUAAUGGACAAGAAGCAGAACAGAGAUAGCAUAGUUUGGUUUCCACCAUUAGCUGGAAACUUAAAGGUUAACUUCGAUGGAGCUAGUCGAGGAAAUCCUAGAAAAUCAGGCUAUGGUGCCAUUAUAAGGGACGAACUAGGCAAUUUUGUUGGGGCAAAUUUUGGCCCAUUAGGAAUCAAUACAAACAAUUUGGCAGAACUUGCAGGGCUAUUAGCUGGGUUGGAAUGGUGUGUGGACCGAGGAUUUCGUGACAUAGAAGUAGAGGGAGACUUGCAAAUUAUUCUGAAUGGGAUAACCAAACAGAAAUUUGAAAAUUGGAAACUGGAGGCGUGUCGUCCCAAAGUCCAAACAUUAUGUGACAGCCUAAACAGGUUCACCUUUAAGCACAUAUACCGAGAGGGCAACUCGGCGGUGGACUGGCUGGCAAAUAGAGGACUCGACUGUGAUGGUCCAAAACAGAUGUCUAAGGUGGAGGAGGUACCGGACGGACUGCUCUCAGUCCUUGCUGCAGAUAAAGAAGGGAUUCCAAGAACUAGAAUCGGUUAA
Messenger RNA from Cryptomeria japonica (Japanese cedar), 588 nucleotides. RefSeq lists its product as uncharacterized. NCBI's taxonomy places the organism in Eukaryota, Viridiplantae, Streptophyta, Pinopsida, Cupressales, Cupressaceae. The transcript has a single exon. The record is from RefSeq and is a predicted model, not a curated record. Gene Ontology annotation, molecular function: nucleic acid binding; RNA-DNA hybrid ribonuclease activity. The coding region runs from base 1 to 588 and encodes 195 amino acids.